UCCUCGCCGGUCUUUUUGAGUGGGUUAGUUUUUAGAUGCGAAUGAAUUUUCAAGUGAAAAUAUGGAAUCCAGUGACAAUUGUCCUAUCAGAGUGAAAAAGGAGCCUAGCGAUGUGCCACUUUUUGAAAACGAUAGUGAAAUGAUUGACGAGAAACCUGAUAUUAAGAAUUUCCAACUCUUACCACAUCUACAAGAAAAUUCGACCCAUUUCAUUCGAAAAUUUGAUGAAAAUCAUGAUGGUGAAUUUGGUGACAAAGUGGAAAUAAUCGUUGAAUGUGAAGACGUCAAGCCAAAUAUCAAUUUACUACAAGUUGAAAAAAUUGACGAUGAUUCCAAAAUAAAAGGUAGUGAUUAUGAAAUUCGUAAAGCAAUAAAAUUCGAGAUAGUGGGUAAAGUAAAACAAGAAGUCAUUGACGACGAUGCAGAUGAAUCGACUUGGAAUUUCGACUCUAAACAGAAAAAGAAAAGAAGAAAUACGAAAAAAAUGAACAAAGAUCAUAACCUCAAAUCACACAUCGGUAAGGUGCACAAUGAUACAACUUACGCCUGUGAAAUAUGUGUAAAAAAAUUUUCAAAUAUAAGAAGUCUUAAACGACACGUCAACGAAAUGCAUAAUGGUUUCAAACAUAAGUGCGACGGUAAAAAAUGUAAUCUUAAAAUCGAUACGAAACGUAAAGGUAUGACCCACGCAUGUGAUAUGUGUGGAAAAACAUUCGCAAAUAGAAGCAAUCUACUAAAACACAUCAAGCCGAUACAUAAUGGCAUUGCUUAUGCAUGUGAUAUUUGCAAAAAGGCAUUCUCAAGCAAGAAUUAUCUCAAAACCCACAUCAAUUCGAUACAUAAUGGGGUGUUCCACACAUGUGAUUUUUGCGGAAAAUCAUUUGCUCAAAAAGUUAGACUCAAAUAUCACAUAGAUACGGUACAUGAUGGUGUCAAGCAUACUUGUGAUGUAUGUGGGAAGACAUUUUCAAACAAGAGUACUCUCAAAAUCCACAUCGAUUCAGUACAUCAUAAAAUUAAGCAUGCAUGUUAUAUAUGCCUAAAGACAUACUCAAAUAAGAGAGGUCUCAAAAUCCACAUCGAUGCCAUGCACAAUGGUGUUACGUACGCAUGUGAUAUUUGCGAAAAGACAUUCUCACAAAAAGCUAAUCUCAAAGCCCACAUCGAUUCGUUCUCAGAGAAUGGUAAUCUUAAAAGACACAUAGAUACUGCACACAAUGGCGUUAGACAUGCAUGUGAUAUUUGCGGCGAAUCAUUUACUCAAAAAGUUAGUCUCAAAAAGCACGUCGAUGGAAAACAUAAUGGUGUCAAACAUGAAUGUGAUGUUUGCGGCGAAUCAUUUACUCAAAAAAAAGUCAUUUUCACUUAA
Molecule: messenger RNA, 1369 nt
Organism: Trichogramma pretiosum
Lineage: Eukaryota; Metazoa; Arthropoda; Insecta; Hymenoptera; Trichogrammatidae
Product: zinc finger and BTB domain-containing protein 41-like
Exons: 5
Coding region: 62-1369 (435 amino acids)
Biological process (GO): regulation of DNA-templated transcription
Molecular function (GO): RNA polymerase II cis-regulatory region sequence-specific DNA binding; DNA-binding transcription factor activity, RNA polymerase II-specific
Source: RefSeq, a predicted model, not a curated record